AUGUUUCAAGUGGGUAGUCUCCUAAAAAACCAAUUUCUUUUUAUUUUUCUUUUCAACACAUGCGCUCUUAGAAAUGGCAUUCCCUUGGUGGCGUUUGGCCAUCGAAAUGUGAAGCCAAUGCUCAUUAUCCCGUAUUAUUUUGAGGGAAGCCAUGGAACACCAAAUUCUCUUCUUGAGAGUUUUUGGGUUCAUAAGCUACAAACGUCAUACAGCACCGGGAUCAGCAGAGUCGUACUGGGACAAAACGAUAUCCAAGAAGGCCCUGGGGCGUGUAUCAGCGUACCAUCAGCAGCAGUUUCUUUUACAUAUUUCACCUUAGUGUGA
This is a messenger RNA of Trypanosoma theileri, 324 nucleotides long. RefSeq lists its product as uncharacterized. Bases 1 to 324 code for a protein of 107 amino acids. The transcript has a single exon. The record is from RefSeq and is a predicted model, not a curated record. NCBI's taxonomy places the organism in Eukaryota, Euglenozoa, Kinetoplastea, Trypanosomatida, Trypanosomatidae.